This is a messenger RNA of Chanos chanos (milkfish), 3904 nucleotides long. It is a transcript of the gene sesn3, whose product is annotated as sestrin 3. Gene Ontology annotation, cellular component: nucleus. Gene Ontology annotation, biological process: cellular response to L-leucine; regulation of response to reactive oxygen species; positive regulation of macroautophagy. The transcript is spliced from 10 exons. Lineage: Eukaryota; Metazoa; Chordata; Actinopteri; Gonorynchiformes; Chanidae. Bases 202 to 1626 code for a protein of 474 amino acids. The record is from RefSeq and is a predicted model, not a curated record. Gene Ontology annotation, molecular function: L-leucine binding; oxidoreductase activity, acting on peroxide as acceptor.
CUUUGAACGGGUUUGGGACUGGCGAAGGAAGAACGCUUGAGUUCUUGACCAUAGCUCGGCGGUAUUGUGAGGAAGAAGAGAAAGAAGAGGAUCCAAAGGACAGCAGUCCAGGAGCUAUCGUCACGGUAAAAGGACAUGUCCCAACCUGUUUGUGAUUGUUAAAUCCGGGAUAGCGACUGUCACCGGACUCAACUGACCAUAAUGAACAGCUCCACUGACAUCUGUAACAACUGUCGGGCAGCGCUUCGAGAGAAGGAGAAAGGGAUGAAAGUCCCACAACACAUUUCAAGUGGACCAAGUUCAUUCAUCCCUGAAAGUGAGAUUCUUGAGGCUAUGCCUUUGGGUGAUCACACUGUGAUGCUAUUGGCUGAGGAGUUCAGUGGUCGCAUGGACAACUUGACUCAGGUGAUGGGACUCCACCCCCAUUACCUACAGGCCUUUCUGCGCUGUCAGUACUAUUUACUGAGGAUGGAUGGCCCCCUGCCCCUGCACUACCGACAUUACAUCGCCAUUAUGGCUGCGGCGCGACACCAGUGUUCAGUGCUGGUGUGCCAACACGUGCAGGAGUUUGAACAGAUCGGCGUGUGUUCUGAUUGGCUGAGAGGUCUGGAGCACUGCCCACAGCGAAUCAGAAACCUCAAUGAAAUCAACAAGAUCCUUGCACACAGACCUUGGCUUAUCACCAAGGACCAUAUACAGGCGCUGGUGAAGACAGGAGAGCACAGCUGGUCUUUGGCAGAACUGGUUCACGCGGUGGUGUUGUUGGCUCAUUUUCACGCUCUGGCCAGCUUUGUUUUCGGCAGUGGCAUUAACCCUGACCCCGAGGUGGCAGAGGUCACAGGUGUGGCUGACGACCUCUGCCCCCCGGCGGUGAGCGGCAUUUGCUCUUGUCAUCUCACCAACAAUGGCCGAGCUAACGACAGCUCGCCGGGCAACACCAACGUAGGGAGUGAACUUGAGGUUCUGAUGGAGAGAAUGAAACGCUUGCAAGAAGAGAGAGAGGAGGAUGAGGCAUCUGAAGAAGAGAUGUUCACACGUUUUGAGAAAGAAAAGAAAGAGAGCCUGCUUGUGGGAUCUGGAGGUUUUGACAACAACAAAGUUGUGCCUCCCUCUCCCGUGGCGCGUUUUGUCGACGACCCUUCGUUUGGGUACCAGGACUUCGCACGACACGGAGAAGACAACCUCCCCACAUUCAGGGCCCAGGACUAUUCUUGGGAGGAUCACGGCUUCUCCCUGGUGAACAGGUUGUACUCUGAUGUUGGUCACCUGUUGGAUGACAAGUUUAGGACGGCCUGUGAUCUAACAUAUUACAACAUGGCCAGUCACGAGGGUGUAGACACUAGCAUGCUGCGCAGAGCUCUUUUCAACUACGUCCAUUGCAUGUAUGGCAUAAGGUAUGAUGACUAUGACUAUGGUGAAGUGAAUCAGCUCCUGGAGCGCAGUUUGAAGGUUUACAUUAAGACAGUGACAUGUUACCCUGAGAGAACCACUCGCCGUAUGUACGAGAGCUACUGGCACCAGUUCAGACACUCCGAGAAGGUUCACGUGAAUCUGCUCCUGAUGGAAGCUCGCAUGCAGGCUGAACUUCUCUAUGCUCUGCGUGCCAUCACCCACUAUAUGACCUGAGCCAAUCACAUGUAAUCAUCUUUACCAUACGACCAAUCGGAUUACACCUUUGGAGUGACUUAAGACCUGCCCCGUUGUAAUACCUGACCAAUUAGAGUAGACGUUAUUUUAACUGACCUGUUACCAGAGUUAUUACAAACCUCGUGAUCUUGACCACUAAGACAGUUCUGCAUACGCUGAGUAACAUGACACAUGCAAAAAGACAAUCAACUACUAAUACUUAACCAAUCAAACACACCCUCUGUCUGACACAACUAGUCAAAAAUCACCUAAAACGAUGACUUGAACAAUCAAGUCUUUAAGUGCAAUAUUCACCUAAAUAUCUCAUAUACAUUUAGUUCCAGUAUUUUUUUUUUUAUUUUUCCAAAAGUAAGCUCAUGUCCUUUUUAUAAAAAAACUUGGAGAAGUUUUUUUUUUUUUUUUGCACAUGUGAAGAGAAAUAUUUAUCGGGAAUUUUCUCAUCUUUUCCCAAGCUGUUCAACUCACACACACACACACACACACACACACACAAAAAGUCUGAAUUUAAUACCAUAGUAUUUCUUUGAGAGAAGUGUUUGAAGAAUGUGAGAUAUUUUUUUUUUGCCCCUUUCUGGAGGCAAACAUUUCAAAUAUCACUUUUUUUCUCCAUCUCACCGCUUUCCCCUCUCUUCUCUGUUUCUCUCCUGUUCUCUUCACCACAUGAUCAUAAAGAAUGUAUUGUCUUGAUUUUUACUGAACACUUAGCAUCGAAGACGCUUGAGAAGUAGAGAAAGAAAUGAGAAGAAAUAGAGACACUGAUUUUUUAUGUUUUUUUUCUCUCUGUCCAGCAUAUAUAUAUAUUUUAAAUUGUAGUUGUUUACCAGAAAGUAUACAUUUUUGUAGCAUUGACAUGGCUGUUUCUAUCUCUUAAAAUUUCAUAACCUUUUAGUUUUUUUUUUCUUUCUUUCUGGUAUUACACGUCAUGUAUGAUCUGUUUGUGGGGGUUUUGUUUUUUUCACUUCUGGCUUUACCCAAGCUAAUCAUCAGUCGUGUCAUUUCCGGCGUUUUCUCUUCAGGAGAAAACAGCGUGUUUGAUUCGGGUUGGGAGUGUUUACGUGCGUAUAUGUAUGUGUUUGUCUGAGAAGGUGAAUAUGAAGACAAAAGAAAAAAAAGUGCGCGUUUCUGUAUUACUGAGUAUCUGUGCGAGAGAGAAACAGACAGUUCUAAUGAAAGUCUCCGUGUGCGUUCUGGUGCCCGGGAGGACAACCUGAUGAAUACUUGGGUCUUUUUGAUUAUUGCAAACGUAACAACAUUGUGUGUGUGUGUUUUUUUUUCCCCCUGCUAAAUCUCUCUCAGUGCUCAGCCAUCUUUAUUUUGCACAGUUCUAAUGAGACUAUGAGGCUAUUGACAGUUUUCGCGUCCGCUCUCAAUGUGUUGAGGUCUCACACUUCUUUUCAAAUACUUAACAUAUUCACUCACUACCUUUUCCUGACCUGGUUAGAGUUCCUUUCGUUUUUCUUUUUCUUUUUUUAAAUAUAUACUUCUGGCAGAAAUAUUGCAGCUGUUUAUGUGACGUGUUAGUGUUUGUUUCUUAACGGCAAAGUUCUGAUUAUCAAGUCCAUUGUCUCGUUAGUAGGUUAAGCUGUCGACACCAUUUUGAGCAGUCGUUUCAUAACCAGUGCCUGAGAAGUUUAGGCAUCAGGAAUAGAGGUUAGAUGUGUGUUAGAAGACUGCAGAUAAUGCAAGAAGACAGAUAGUGAGAAUGCUGUGUCAGCCCUCUCUCUAAGACAGAUGACAAAUAUGAGGGUUUCUGUGUGGCCUUUUGUGUGCGUGUUUUUUUUUUUGUUGUUUGUCUGUUUGUUUGUUUGUUUGUUUUUAACUAAGCUGCCUUUAGAGGAACAAUCACGGAAUUGUUCCCAGUGAAAAUGCACAUUCACAGUACUUUGCACACAUACUGUUACCGCAUAUAUAUAUAUUUUUUAUAACUAAACCUGACAUCAGGAACACAGUCUUUUUUUUCUUUGUGGUGGUGAGGUCAACUUUUAAAGUUGGACCAGACUGAACAGAGACACUGAAAAAACUGUAUACAUCCAUAUCCUGGUUGUGGGGGAAGAAAGACAGUGCUACCAAUCUGUGAGGUUCACAUAUUCAUCUCAUGUAUUCUCCAUAGGUUUAAAAAAAAAAAAUCAUGUGUAUCUUUCUAUACUUCAUUUGUGUUCUGGUACGAAACUGGACUGGUGUCUUUUUGAGAUGGAAUUAUCUCCAGUGUCUCCAUACAGACAAAAUGUUUGUUUCAUUAAAGCUUUUGAAAAAUAAA